Molecule: messenger RNA, 1101 nt
Organism: Paraglomus occultum
Lineage: Eukaryota; Fungi; Glomeromycota; Glomeromycetes; Paraglomerales; Paraglomeraceae
Source: the annotation of a GenBank genome assembly
AUGGAACAAUUACUGGAAUGGGGAGUGACGCACUCCGACCCUUCUAACCCUGCGCAAAAUGAUGGACAGGAGCGAAACUUUGACAGUGGUAUUAUCGAUGCAAUUCUUGGUAGAAGCGACGCUGUCGAAAUUAGAAAUGCAGUUGAUUGCAUUUCGGACCCAAAUGAAUCAUUAGCUAAUAAAGAGAUUGCUUUUGAUAAUUUAGAGAUGUUAGUCGAACAAAUAGAUAAUGCAAUUGACAUUGACAACAUGAAUCUAUGGCCCAAAAUUUUGUCAUUCUUUGACUUUAAGGAGAAGUCCUUGCGAUUAUAUGCCGCCUGGGUGUGUGGCACAGCUGUGCAGAAUAACCCGCGAGCUCAGAAGGCUUUUGUGGACAAAGGUGGGCUCAAACGAUUACUUGACGUGCUGAAAAGUCCCGAAGAAGAUGCUGAGGUUAGAAGCAAAGCAUUAUAUGCUGUAUCAGGAACUAUAAAGCAUUAUCCACCAGGCCUAGCCCAAUUCGAGAAGGAAGGUGGAUACGAAAUAUUAUUAAACGUGCUGAAUACAUCUAAUGAUUUGUCUAUUCUCAGGAAGGCGGCUUUCCUCUUCAACACUUUACUUGUCCAAGAUCCCAAAAUGGUGGCUACUAGGAUUGAGGAGAAAGGGCUUGCAAGACAGCUGAUUCAUCUACUCAAAGUUUAUGGUCCUCAAGAUGAAGAUCUUGCUGAUAAAAUACUCCAAACAGUAAUUGCCAUAUUUAGACACUCCAGCAAGUCACUCAGUACGGAUGAAAUAAGCGAACUACGAGAUGUACUUCCGCAGAUGAGAAAUCGUUACGGAACGGUGACGUUGAACAAAGAUGAAUGGGAUGAGCUGGAAAAUAUGACUAUUACACCAGCACGGCUUGCAGCUGUAACAGCCACAUCUGGCUCGUAUCAGAAUGCUCGUCAGAAGGUGUUGACGCUCUACAGAGACUGGCAACGGGCGGCCCCAACGAUAGUAACAGAAUACCACCUCGACAUUCCAACAUCCGCAGUUAGAGCAAAGAUUCGGGAAGAGUUUGAAAAACAUAGAUAUGUAAAUGACCUACGGCUGAUUGACGUACUGCUGUUUAAAGGCUGA